CUCUCGCCCCCCUCUGCAUCAAAGAGAGAGCAAUCUCUUCCUUCCUCUUCCCUUCCAUUGUACUCCAACACACCCACCACCUUCCAAUCCACACCAGACUCUUUCUUUACUCAUACCAUCUUGACAAUUGACAUCUGCAUACCAAUCCACUCUCUCUCUCUCUCUCUCUCUCUCUCUCUCACCUAACCCCUCUCUCUCCAAAACCCCUCUCUCUCUCAGAUUCAUGUUCCUCAAAAAAACCAAUUCCUCACUACCCAAUUCCCUCUCUUCUCUCCCUUAAUCGCAUUCCAUUUUUGUUUGCAACGAUGCUGGAGACCUCGACGCCGUCGUGGCGAUUCCACCACCACCGCCUCGACAUCAAGAGGUGGAUUACGACCCUCUUCUCGUCCCACAAAACCCUCUUCACCGUCCUCUGGAUUGCCGCCUUCGUAUCGGUAUUCGCGUGGCAGCGCAACAUCGUUGAUGGGUUUUUGAUUUUCCGGUGGGCGGCGCCGGGAAGAGAAAUGCCGAAGCUCCGCCCUGUGGCCUACAAUUUGACGGACUUCGGCGGCGUCGGAGACGGCGUUACGCUCAACACCGCCGCCUUCGAAAGGGCGGUUUCGGCGAUUUCGAAGCUCGGGAAGAGGGGUGGUGGUCAGCUCAACGUUCCGGCUGGGAAUUGGCUUACGGCGCCGUUUAAUCUCACUAGCCAUAUGACUUUGUUCCUAGAUGAAGACGCUGUUAUACUUGGCAUUGAUGAUGAGAAGUACUGGCCUCUCAUGCCUCCAUUACCUUCAUAUGGGAAAGGCAGAGAACGUCCUGGAGCUCGAUAUGGGAGUUUGAUUCAUGGUCAAAAUCUAAAAGAUGUAGUUAUUACAGGGCAUAAUGGUACCAUUAAUGGACAGGGACAAGCAUGGUGGAAGAAGUAUCGACAGAGAAUCCUUAACCACACUAGGGGCCCACUUGUGCAGAUUAUGUGGUCAAGUGACAUUGUGAUUUCUAACAUAACUUUACGUGAUUCUCCUUUUUGGACACUACAUCCAUAUGACUGCAAGAAUGUGACAAUUAGAAAUCUUACAAUUUUGGCUCCCAUCUCUGAAGCUCCCAACACUGAUGGAAUAGAUCCUGAUUCAUGUGAAGAUAUGGUAAUUGAGGACUGUUACAUAAGUGUUGGGGAUGAUGGCAUUGCAAUAAAGAGUGGUUGGGAUCAGUACGGCAUUGCUUAUGGGCGCCCUUCAAAAAAUAUUCUCAUUCGAAACGUUGUUGUCCGCUCUAUGGUCAGUGCUGGCGUAUCGAUAGGCAGUGAGAUGUCUGGCGGGGUGUCAAAUGUCACCGUGGAGAACCUCUACGUUUGGGACUCUAGGCGUGCUGUUCGGAUCAAGACCAGCACUGGAAGAGGGGGUUAUGUUCGACAUAUAACAUACAAGAACUUAACAUUUAAUAAUGUCCGUGUCGGGAUCGUUAUCAAGACAGACUACAACGAACAUCCUGACGAUGACUUUGAUCGCAAGGCUUUCCCAGUGCUCGAGGACAUAAGCUACACUUCGGUUCAUGGUGAAGGAGUUCGUGUGCCUGUUCGCAUCCACGGGAGUGAUGAAAUUCCCGUGAGGGAUGUAACUUUUCGGGAUAUGUCAGUUGGGAUAACAUACAAGAAGAAGCAUAUAUUCCAAUGCGCCUUCAUUAAUGGUCGUGUGAUUGGGACAGUCUUCCCUGCCCCAUGCGAGAACCUUGAUCUGUAUGAUGAACACGAACGGCUUGUUAAGCAAUCGACCUCCCAAAACGUUUCAGAUAUAGAUUAUGAUUUUUGAGAUUAUACCCAUGUGUACUUCUAUAUCAAGCACUUUGGGUUGUUUGCCCAUACCUUUUUUUACUUUUGUUUUUGUUUUUUUGUUUUUUGGCUUUCCUUUCUUCUCGAGUAGCUUUCUUUUUCACAUGGAUUGUAUAUAUUGCACAUGUUGAUGAUCUAAGAUAUUCAUAAGAUUACAAAACAUUCUCAAUUGUGGCAA
Molecule: messenger RNA, 1985 nt
Organism: Camellia sinensis
Lineage: Eukaryota; Viridiplantae; Streptophyta; Magnoliopsida; Ericales; Theaceae
Product: Pectin lyase-like superfamily protein
Biological process (GO): carbohydrate metabolic process
Molecular function (GO): polygalacturonase activity
Source: RefSeq, a predicted model, not a curated record